Molecule: messenger RNA, 770 nt
Organism: Mycetomoellerius zeteki
Lineage: Eukaryota; Metazoa; Arthropoda; Insecta; Hymenoptera; Formicidae
Gene: Naa20A
Product: N-alpha-acetyltransferase 20 A
Exons: 7
Coding region: 134-655 (173 amino acids)
Biological process (GO): N-terminal peptidyl-methionine acetylation
Cellular component (GO): NatB complex
Molecular function (GO): protein-N-terminal amino-acid acetyltransferase activity
Source: RefSeq, a predicted model, not a curated record
UCUACAUCAUGUUUUUCUGUACGGGUCCUAACAUGGGACAGUAGAGUGUUCUAAAUGUUUGUGCUGAUUUGUUUUGAACUAAAUUUUAUCGACAAGUGAAUAAAGUAAAUUAUUUCUUUUACAACUUUUGAAAAUGACGACACUUAGACCCUUCACAUGCAAUGAUUUGUUCAAAUUUAAUAACGUGAAUUUGGAUCCCCUCACAGAAACAUACGGACUAUCGUUUUAUAUGCAUUAUCUUUCACAUUGGCCAGAAUACAUUCAAGUGGCAGAAUCUCCAAGUGGUGAAAUUAUGGGUUAUAUCAUGGGGAAGGCUGAAGGUCAUGGAGAAAAUUGGCAUGGUCAUGUAACAGCCCUCACAGUUUCUCCUGAUUACAGAAGGUUGGGUCUUGCUGCAAUGUUGAUGAAAUAUCUUGAGGAUGUAUCAGAAAAGAAACAGGCAUAUUUCGUGGAUCUCUUCGUUAGAGUAAGCAACAAGGUGGCUAUUACGAUGUAUCAACAAUUAGGAUACAUUGUGUAUAGGACAGUAUUAGAAUAUUACAAUGGAGAUCCAGAUGAAGAUGCGUAUGAUAUGAGAAAAGCCUUGUCAAAAGAUGUAAAAAAGAAAUCUAUGAUUCCAUUAACACAUCCUGUGAGACCAGAAGAGGUGGAUUGAAGCGUUUGAACUUAUUGUACUGUCACAAAAACUGAAAAAUUAUGACAGCAAUAACGUUUAUAUAGGCUCGGAAGUGUUCCGUUCAACAUCAAAAAUUGGGAAGGAACGUAUCGCU